Molecule: messenger RNA, 540 nt
Organism: Hydra vulgaris (swiftwater hydra)
Lineage: Eukaryota; Metazoa; Cnidaria; Hydrozoa; Anthoathecata; Hydridae
Source: RefSeq, a predicted model, not a curated record
GCCAUGAUGGUUCACAAACAAACAACGAGUUACCGUAUACUUAUUGCGCUUUUGUAUUGAUAUAUUUGUUUAUAUAAUUUUGAAAACAUUUAAAACCAUGGUUUUUUGUUGUGUGUUUAAUUGCACUAAUCGUUCUGAAAAUUGUACAAAGUCAUUUUUUCGCAUUCCAACCAUACUUUUACACCACGACGAGGAAACUAAGCAACUCUCAACAGAAAGGAAAAAUAAAUGGUUUUGUGCAAUAAAACGUGAAGACAUGAAUUUCGAUGCAACUCACUAUAGAGUUUGUUCUGAUCAUUUCAUUACAGGGAAACCUGCUAAAUUAUUCGAGAAAUCUCACCCAGAUUGGAUACCAAAUCAAUUCAUGGGUUAUGAAAAAAAACUGACAGACAUUUCCAGACACAAACGUGCUAUUGACCGUCAACUUGUGAGAGGUGUUACAGAUAUCAUUCAGAAAAAAGAAGAGUUACAAGUUGUUGCAGCACCAUCUUCCGUCGAUUUUAAAGAUUCAAUUUUAUAUUCCAUAAAUGUGAUUUAAAA